AUGACCAAGGGAUUUGUUAUAUCUAAUGGGUUAUGUGCUGAAAACGAGCCGUUGUCUAAUGAUAAUAAUACGCAAGCACCGUUAUUGCAAUCGAAUAUUUUGUUUGAUAAUGCUCAAUCAUCGUUACAAUCAGUUGUUGGUUCACCUGCAUUUACACCAGUUAAUCCCAUAGUGAACGUGGUCGGUAGUGAGCGAUUGUACGGUGGAUUUAUGAUGUGCUCUCCGAGGAAACCUAUUAACAUGUCUACCAAUGUUAAUGUUCAUCCAACUUCAUUCGAAGAUAAUUAUGUGGCCACCAGAGGAACACCAUUAAGUGCAACCACAAAUGUUACAAGCAACCCAAAUUCAUAUGCAUUGAACGUUGAAAUUCCACCUGUCACACCUUUAUCUGUUAUCACAGAUGGUGGUAGAGUGGAUAGGUCAAUCAACACUGGUAACGCACCUCCGGUAUUUAGAAUUAGUGGUCAAAAUUAUCACUGCAUUGGAAGUUUAGUUCCAGGAGAAGGGUCUACCCCAAAAUUUGCGCAACUAUAUAUUUACGACACAGAUAAUGAGAUUAACAAUCGCAUCAAUUCUGUCAGAAUGGCAAGAACCGAGAUCCAAUCUAACCCAGUUGUUGAGGUUAAGAUGAAUUUAAUUGGCAGACGGAGCAAAGAUGGAAGGACAUAUAAUUUACCAACCGCUAAUGAGGUAGCUGCACUUAUUGUUGGGGAUCUGGACCCAUCAAUGGGUGAUCUAGACAUAUUGAUACAGAGCAGGACUGGGCAGUUGAAGAGAAUAAAUCAAUUAAACCCUGCGUAUCUGCCGCUACAGUAUCCUUUGUUGUUCCCAUACGGUGAAGAUGGUUACCGUGAAGAUAUUUCAUUCUCUGAUGCAUGGCACCAACGACAUCAUGGUGGUAGGAAAAGAAUUAGCCCUAAAGAGUAUUUCUCAUUCUAUAUACAUGAGAGAGUAAAUGAAAACCAUACAUUAUUGUAUUCUAGAAGGUUAUUUCAACAAUACUUGGUUGAUGCAUAUACAAUGAUUGAAUCUGCACGAUUGAUCUACAUUAGAACUCAUCAGAAAGCUUUGCGUUGUGAAGCUUAUCAAGGAUUGAGCGAUGCAUUAACAAGGGGAGAAUUAGACCCUACCGGUCGAGGUAAAAGAAUUAUACUACCAUCAUCAUUCACAGGUGGAGCCAGGUAUAUGAUUCAGAACUAUCAAGAUGCAAUGGCAAUAUGCAGACAAAUCGGUUAUCCACAUUUGUUCAUAACAUUCACUUGCAACCCAAAGUGGCCUGAGAUUGAACGGUAUGUUGCCCAUCGUGGCCUUAAACCAGAGGAUAGACCCGAUAUUAUUUGUCGCGUGUUUAAAAUGAAACUUGAUGCUAUGAUUGAAGACAUAAAAACACAAAAGCUGUUUGGCGACAUAUGUGGAGUUAUCUACACUAUUGAAUUCCAAAAGAGAGGACUUCCCCACGCACACAUAUUGCUAUUUGCCAAAACAAUAAACAGGGCUAAUUCCGCAGCCGAGAUUGAUGCUAUUAUUUCAGCUGAAAUUCCUGACCCAGAUGCUGACACUGAGUACCAUGACGUAGUUGGCGAAUUCAUGUUGCACGGACCGUGCGGACAACUUCGGAAGAAUUCGCCCUGUAUGAUUAAUGGUAAAUGUUCAAAGUUUUUUCCAAAAAAAUAUGUUAGUCAUACGUGUUUGGAUAAAGAUGGUUACCCAAUAUACAGAAGGCGUGAUAAUGGGAGUAUAAUCACUAGGAAUGGAAUCGAACUUGAUAAUCGUUAUGUUGUUGCGCAUAAUAAACAUCUACUCCUAAAAUAUCGCGCACAUAUUAACGUUGAAUGGUGCAACCAAUCCAGAUCUAUUAAAUAUUUGUUCAAAUACGUGAACAAGGGAAACGAUAGGGUCACGGCAAAGUUCAUGAGUAGUUCUACAAAUGGACAGAAUGAUGAGGUGGUUGAUGAAAUUAACAUGUACUAUGAUUGUCGGUACAUAUCAGCAUGUGAAGCAACGUGGAGGCUUUUUGGGUAUGCAAUACAUUAUCGGACGCCACCUGUGGAAAGGUUAAAUUUUCACUUAGAGCACCAACAGAAUGUUGUCUAUGGUGAAGAUCAGACACUCGAUGAGAUUGUGGAGAACCAAACAGUUAAGCAGAGCCAAUUCACAGCUUGGUUUGAGGCAAAUAAGAAAUACGAAGAUGCACGUUCUCUCACUUAUGCAGAGUUCCCAAGUAAGUUUGUUUGGAAACAAGACCUGCGUGAAUGGCAACCAAGAAAGAGAGGAUUUUCCAUAGGACGAUUGUUCUAUGUUCCGCCAGGUUGUGGAGAAUUAUACUAUCUAAGAUGCCUUUUAAAUCUAAUACGUGGACCUUCAAGCCACGAUGAUAUACGCACUGUUGCUGGAGUCAUUCACAAAUCAUAUAGAGAUGCAUGUUAUGAAUAUGGUUUAUUAGAUGAUGACAAGGAGUACAUCGACGGCAUAACUGAUUCGAGCUACUGGGCUUCUGCGUCUGCUUUAAGAAGAUUGUUUGCUACGCUUCUGAGUUCAAGUACAAUCAGUAGGCCAGAGGUCGUAUGGGAUGCUGUUUGGAAAUUUCUUGUAGAAGAUGCACAGUUUCAUCAUCGACGUCGCAUGAACAAUCCAGAUUCCGAUAAGAAACAGUUUGCUCUUGUGGAAUUGGAGAAAUUGUUAUCUUUGUGGGGGAAGAGUCUGAGAGACUUUCCACAAAUGCCACUUCCAGAUGAAACCAACAUCGGGUUUAUGGAAAACAUGUUGAUAGCUGAAGAGUUGGCGUAUGAUAAGGAAUCAUUGAAGAUAGAGCAUGAAACAUUAAUAACACAAUUGACAGAAGAGCAAAAGAAUGUUUACAACUCUGUGAUGAAUGAUAUUGAUUGUAAUGGAGGUGGACUCUUCUUUGUGUAUGGUUACGGAGGAACAGGCAAGACAUUCGUGUGGAUGACGUUAUCCUCAAUGAUAAGGAGCCGUGGAGAUAUUGUUUUAAAUGUUGCUUCAAGUGGAAUAGCAUCUUUAUUAUUACCGGGAGGAAGGACAGCGCAUUCUAGAUUUGCUAUACCACUUUCAUUGAAUGAAGAUUCCACGUGCAAUAUAUCGCAAGGUAGUGACCUUGCUGAGCUUAUAAUUAGGAGCAAAUUGAUAAUAUGGGAUGAAGCACCAAUGACUCACAAACACUGUUUUGAGGCUUUGGACAAAACCAUGAGGGAUCUAUUGAGGUUUGCCAUACCGGGUAGUGCUCAAAAGACAUUUGGUGGAAAGACAGUAGUUUUGGGCGGUGAUUUUAGACAAAUUCUUCCAGUUAUCCCCAAAGCAACGAGACCGAUAGUUGUUGGAGCAACUAUUAAUUCUUCAUACCUUUGGACAAAUUGUAAGGUAUUGAGGCUCACCAAGAACUUAAGACUACGGACCUUAGCUUCAGAGGAAGAUAAGCAGACGGUUGAUUGGUUUUCAAAAUGGAUUGCAAACAUAGGAGAUGGGAUAACAGGAGUUGUAAACAAUGGGUUGUCUGAGAUCGAUAUUCCACCAAGGUUUCUCUUAAACUGUGGCCAUGAUCCGAUAGCAACUAUAGUGGAAAGCACAUUCCCAAGCGCGAGAUAUGGCAUGAUUGAUGAGUUGGACCUAGAAGAAUCAGACGGCGAAAAUCUAUCACAAGUACACACUCCUGAAUUUUUAAAUAGUCUGAGAUUAUCAGGACUUCCCAAUCAUUCAUUGAUAUUAAAGGUUGGUGCACCUGUUAUGUUAUUACGGAACAUAGAUCACUCUCUUGGUCUUUGCAAUGGUACGCGCCUCAUUGUCACAAGAUUGACAGAUCAUAUUGUGGAAGCAAAAAUAGUUAAUGGGACACAUCAACGGACCAAAGUUCUUAUUGCCCGAAUGUCUCUCACCCCAUCUGAUACGAGAUUGCCCUUCAAGUUCCAGCGUAAACAAUUUCCGUUGAUGCUUGCAUAUGCAAUGACUAUCAACAAAAGUCAGGGUCAAACACUAACCCACGUUGGGUUAUUGCUAAAAAAACCGGUCUUUAAUCACGGUCAGCUGUACGUGGCUUUUUCGCGAGUAACUCAUCCUAAUGAUUUGAAAGUUUUAGCUCUAGACGAGUAUGGACAAACUUCUUUUACUACUACCAAUGUUGUCUACAAAGAAGUUUUCAAUAAUGUGUAA
This is a messenger RNA of Ipomoea triloba (trilobed morning glory), 4164 nucleotides long. RefSeq lists its product as uncharacterized. The coding region runs from base 1 to 4164 and encodes 1387 amino acids. The transcript is spliced from 10 exons. The record is from RefSeq and is a predicted model, not a curated record. NCBI's taxonomy places the organism in Eukaryota, Viridiplantae, Streptophyta, Magnoliopsida, Solanales, Convolvulaceae. Gene Ontology annotation, biological process: telomere maintenance; DNA repair. Gene Ontology annotation, molecular function: DNA helicase activity.